AAAUCUCUAUCACAAUCAAGUCAGUCGAUAAACGGUGUCAGUCAGGAAGAGUCAUGAACAUUAAUGUAGCUAAUUAAUGCUUUGUACAGAUUACAUAAUUCAAUUUGAAUUUUUAUGUUAAAAUAUUCAAAUCUCGAUCACUAUCAAGUCAUUAGAUAAAAGGAGUACGCCAGAAAGGGCUCUAGAGUGUUAGUGUAGGUAUAAUUCAAAAUGCUUCUAUUAAUAUUGGUGCCGAUACUUGCAUUUUUAUUUUGGUUGUGGUGGAAAAGAGAGACAAAUGAAAAUGAGCCACCCGAAUACGUUUUUCAUUUGGAAUGGCGCAAACUUCAUAAUGUUGUGAGUGAUGGCGAACGUCUGUGGAGACGAGCUAAAAAAAUGAGCGCUGAAUGUCUUAAAAGAGAUGGAACUAUGAAAAUGACAAUAGGGCCUCGGACUGUAUACGUUAUAACUGAUCCUGACGACUUUCUGACUGUUUCAAAUGCCUGUUUAGAAAAGGAUCCAUUUUACAAUUUCUGCAAAAAUUGGCUUGGUAAUGGACUAAUCUCUGCACCAACUUCAAAGUGGAAAGUGCAUAGAAAACUAUUGAAUCCAUUAUUUAGUCAACGCGCGGUCGACAGUUUAAUGGAAGUAUUUAAUAAUAUCUCUCGUCAACUCGUCGAAAACCUAGAAGUGGAAGUUGGGAAAGGUCCAUUUGAUCAUUACCCUUAUACAAGACGUAAUGCUUUGGAUACUAUAUGCAUGACUGCUUUGGGAGCAAAGUUUAUGGAAAAUACUGAAGUCAGAAAUAAAUACAUACACCUGACAGAAACAUUGAUGAAGAUUUAUAUUUCGAGACUGAAGAAUUUUUUUUAUCAUUAUGAUUUUACUUACAAUUUUUCGAGUUUAAAAAGGGAAGAAGACAAAUGUACUGAUACCGUGCGCACUAUCACUAACGCAAUACUUAAUCAAAUCAAAGAAGGCUCUAAGAAUGAAGAUAAGUGUUCUAGUACAGAAAAAAACCAAUCACAAGGUUUAAAAUUUAAACCAUUUAUAAGAGUACUUUUGGAGAUGUUCUCUAAUAGUGAUGCCUUCACUGAUAGUGAUAUAAGACAACACGUAGACACAUUCGUUGUUGCUGGUGAAGAUACUACCGCUGGAGUUUCUAUGUACUGUAUGCUUUUAGUGGGUUCUUAUUCACAAGUGCAAGAUAAAAUAUACGAAGAGAUAAAUGAGAUUUUUGGUGAUGACGAAAGAGAUGUAACAAAAGAAGAUCUCUCAAGAUUAGUUUAUUUAGAAGCAGUAUUAAAAGAAACUAUGCGUUUCUACCCUAUUGUUCCGAUAAUAGGACGACAUCUUGACAAGGACGUUAAAUUGCGUAAUUGCACCUUAUCAAAGGGUCGGACUGCAAUAUUAUCGAUCUAUGGAAUACAUAGACAUCCAAUGUGGGGUCCUGACGCUGAUGAGUUCAGACCGGAACGGUGGCUUUCUCCUCUAUCAAAUAUUCAAAAAAUGUUUGCUGGGUUUAGCAUGGGUCGAAGAAUUUGUAUUGGCAAAACAUAUGCAAUGGCGUCGUUGAAGGUCAUAUUGGUUCACGUUUUUCGUAACUACAUUAUACACAGCGAUCAUACAAAAUGUACAUUUGAUUUGGAUAUCACGCUAAAACCUACUUCUGGGCAUCACAUAACAAUUGAGAGAAGAAAUAAAAACAAACCAAGUGCUGAAUCCUAAUCAAGCUUAAAUUAUUAUUUUUUUAUCACUAUUUAACUAUUAUAUAAUUAACGCUUAGGAAAUGUUGUUUGUUAGUGUCUUUGCGACGAUUUUCCAGAUCGACCGAGCUAAAUCUAUUACAUCUUAGGCUAAAUCUAUUUACAUACAUAUAUAUUUAUAUAUAUGGAGUAACAAAAUCAGGUGUUUUAAAAUUCAACUACUUUAUUUAACAAUUACAAAAACGGCUUUGUCAGCUACCUUCUAAUGCCUUAUAACAUCUGUUGCUCGAUUGUUCAAUCACAAUCUGUUUACCAUAAUUCUCUAUUACUGAGUCACGUGCUUUUCCUUUCCUCCAUCCUAUUUCCAUAUUUAGCAAUCUAACUUACAGACUAUACUCGAUCUGCUAGCCUAUAAACAUAAAAUAAUAAAAAGAUUAAAAAAUAUUUACUCCUAUAGUACAUUAAAUAUCUACUUUUCCAUGACGUCAGCCUCAAGUCAGCAGUAUGAUGUUUGGGAAGGAUCCUCUAUACUCAGGUCCUAAGGUAGAGUUCUCAGGUCCGAAUGUAGAGUACCAAAAAGAUUUUUUUCCUGGUGAUCGGAAUUUGUUUGCCCUUUACGGAAUCUACUUUUUUAAGAUUAUCUUGACAUCUUCCCGCAUCAUAAACGUUGUCUCUGACCGUAACCAGAGUGCAGCCGUCCCGAUGUUGGAUCUUUUCCCCACGAUAAGCUGUCGCAGCAGGUAAAUAUCUCUAGGUUUGACUCUCGGAUAUCCACCGUUGAGUUUUAUUCAUUUUGCUGUGACUAUUGCAUUUUGGUACAAGCUUCUAAAAGAACCAAAACGUACCUCACAGAAACACCCCAGACUGUAUUGCACCCGGUCUAUAAAAUAUAUGUAAAUGUAAGUAUCAGAUUUUACUAUUAGCUUUUACUAAUUACUCCUUUAACAUUUAAAUUAACAUAAACUUAAAUAUUAUGUAUCAGAUUUCGGAUAUUUCGGAUAGUAAGUCUAAGCUUAAUACUGUUUACUAGUAAAAUUAUUUAUACAAAUAAUAAUUGAAAGCAUUGAUUACUUUAUGGUUUAUAAGCAGAAAUUUUAAAGAGUUGCGGUUGGGUGCACAGUUGCUACAGAAUUAUUAGCUCGUGAAACCAAUGUGAUAAUUAAGGCAUUAUAAAAUUCAGACUUUAAUAAAACAAAGCGGUCUUUCGUGAGGAUCAGAACGAAAUCGAAAUUAGACGUGAGGUUUUGAGGAUAAGAUUAACACUGAACUAAAGUAAACGUUAGAAGACAAAAACUCCAGAACUGAUUAUUAUAUAAGUUUUUAUGUACAUAAAUAAUAUUAAAUUUAAAAUUUACCCAUCUGUCAGUGGCGUGCACAUCAUGUAUGCAAUGAGCACUGCUUUCAGUACCCAUACAACAACUAAACCUACAUUGUUUAAUUCUUACUUAUAUACUUUUAACCAUACAUUACGCAAUACGAAUGUUUACAGACAUUUAGUAUGUCCUUAGAAUCACGAUGCACGCUAUAGAAACCGAGUUGAUUGUCAAAUGAUAAGAGACAAUUUAAUUUUGUCGAUAUACCGGUCAAUUUUUUUUUCACCAUUUUGUUAUUAUUGUCUUUCUAAGCGCAAGUUAAUAAUUUUUUAUUAGUUAACUAGCUGUGCCCACGACUUCGUCCGCGUGGAAUAGUUAUUUUGGGUAUUUGGACUUUGUCCGUGUCAAUUUCUUUUAUAUUGUAGAACUUUAGUUUUAAUGUUUUCAAAAAAAUAUAUUUUUUUUAAAGUACUUCUGUGAAAAAUA
Danaus plexippus (monarch butterfly) is the source of this 3484-nucleotide messenger RNA. Its product is annotated as cytochrome P450 4V2-like. The transcript is spliced from 11 exons. Gene Ontology annotation, molecular function: iron ion binding; heme binding; oxidoreductase activity, acting on paired donors, with incorporation or reduction of molecular oxygen. Bases 211 to 1707 code for a protein of 498 amino acids. Lineage: Eukaryota; Metazoa; Arthropoda; Insecta; Lepidoptera; Nymphalidae. The record is from RefSeq and is a predicted model, not a curated record.